AUGGCAUCACAAUCAUCCCAUCCCGGUCUUGUGGACAACUUGGUUGUUUUUCUUAGUCGGAGCAUUGAUAUCAUUUUUGGAACUGACACACGUAAAAUCCAGUUAUUUCUCUCAGCAUCGCAGGGUAACCUAGGUAGAGUGAAAUCUCUUGUCUAUUCAGGGGCUGACCUGAAUGCCAGUGAUAAGAACGGGGAGAAUGUGAUGCACAAAGCAUCUCGGUCAUCAAAUCCUGAUCUUGUUGAUUACCUCCUUAGUCAGGGCUUUGAUAUCAAUUGUAGAAAUGUCACAGGUCAGACCCCAAUAUUGCUCUCGGCAUUCAAUGGUAAGUUAGAUAUGGUCAAUCAUCUUAUCAAUUCAGGGGCUGACCUGAAUGCCAGUGAUAAGAACGGGGAGAAUGUGAUGCACCUGGCAUCUCGGUCAUCAAAUCCUGAUCUUGUUGAUUACCUCCUUAGUCAGGGCUUUGAUGUCAAUUGUAGAAAUGUCACAGGUUUGACCCCAAUAUUGCUCUCGGCAUUGGAGGGUAAGUUAGAUAUGGUCAAGCAUCUUAUCAAUUCAGGGGCUGACCUGAAUGCCAGUGAUAAGAACGGGGAGAAUGUGAUGCACCUGGCAUCUCGGUCAUCAAAUCCUGAUCUUGUUGAUUACCUCCUCAGUCAGGGUUUUGAUGUCAAUUGUAGAAAUGUCACAGGUAAGACCCCAAUAUUGCUCUCGGCAAGGGAGGGUAAGCUAGAUAUGGUCAAGCAUCUUAUCAAUUCAGGGGCUAACCUGAAUGCCAGUGAUAAGGACGGGGAGAAUGUGAUGCACCUGGCAUCUCGGUCAUCAAAUCCUAAUCUUGUUGAUUAUCUCCUUAGUCAGGGCUUUGAUGUCAAUUGUAGAAAUGUCACAGGUCAGACCCCAAUAUUGCUCUCGGCAAGGGAGGGUAAGUUAGAUAUGGUCAAACAUCUUAUCAAUUCAGGGGCUGACCUGAAUGCCAGUGAUAAGAACGGGGAGAAUAAAUGUCACAGGUCAGACCCCAAUAUUGCUCUCGGCAAGGGAGGGUAA
Lineus longissimus is the source of this 1038-nucleotide messenger RNA. Its product is annotated as putative ankyrin repeat protein RF_0381. The coding region runs from base 1 to 1038 and encodes 345 amino acids. The record is from RefSeq and is a predicted model, not a curated record. The transcript has 2 exons. Gene Ontology annotation, molecular function: protein binding. NCBI's taxonomy places the organism in Eukaryota, Metazoa, Nemertea, Pilidiophora, Heteronemertea, Lineidae.